Molecule: messenger RNA, 1034 nt
Organism: Drosophila serrata
Lineage: Eukaryota; Metazoa; Arthropoda; Insecta; Diptera; Drosophilidae
Source: RefSeq, a predicted model, not a curated record
AACGUAAACCGAAAUGUAAACUGACCUUGCCAUGGAAAGGGUUUCCCAAGAAGCCGGAUAAGGCCUCUGGCGGUACUCAGAUAGUUUUACUAAACGAUAUGGACUAUAUGAUUGUGCCUCGCGUUAAGAAUGCAAAGAAACACAAGGAAGAAACUCCACUUGCUGGCAAAGAAAAGCCCCCAGUAACCAAAGCAGAAAAGCCUCCAAAAGAAAAUGUUCCUCUUAAUGCCACAUCUGCAAAGUUUAUGGAAAUUGAGGAAAAGCGACGUGAGAAGGAAAGAAAAAUAGCUGUGGAGGCUUUGAAAUUGGUGGAACAAAGACGCAUGCGCGGCGCCUUGCUUCCAUCUGCACAGAAUUGUGAAAAUCGCGAAGCACCGGCAACGCAGCCAAUUGUUCAUCUCUCAAGAUCUCCCAUUCGAUAUACGCCAGAGGAAAGGAUCAAGGUGGAUCGCUUGAGAGCAGCCAAGAAGGAAAGAAUCGAAAAGGUCCUCAAAGAGAUGGACAACGAGAAGAUGGAGAAGGAGAAUAUGAAGAAAUUGCAGCAGAAUAAGUUAUCCAAUGCUCCUCCCAUGGAAAAUAAAUCUAUGACGGCUGCCCCCAGGCGAUAUAUACCCACCACCAAGGAGUGGGAUGAGCAGUGUCGGGCCAAGCAUCUGGCCAACCCAAAACCAAAUGCGAUCAAAAUCAGAUCAACUGAAUUUAUAAAACGUGUGGAUCCGAAGACUCAAGAUAUUCCACGUUAUCGUCCACCAUCCCAACUCCUUUUGGCGGAGAAACGCAAGGGAAAUCUUACCCAUUCGUUACCAAUUCCAAAUUGGACACCACGCCGACUGAACCAAUCUUUGCCACCAUUAAAGAAUCGAAUGGGUAAAUUGAUUCAACGUUAUAGUAUUGAACAGUUGCUGCUAUUGGAACCACAGCCCGAGGAGCUGGAAAAGCCCAAUCUUGAUGAGGGACUACGUCGAUUGCAUAUUGUGUGGGAAUAAGAAAAACCUCCUUCUUUACUUUUCAUUUAUCGUAGUAAUUCUUUAUAA